CUCUUUUACUCUCAGCAACUGCUUCUACCACGCUCACGCGCGUCGGAAGAACUCGGACCGCACCUCAAUUAAGAUGAAGGCUAUAAAGAUCCAACCAGGCGCUACGGCAGCUGUUAUGGAUGUGCCGGUUCCGCGGCUUCGUCCAGAUUGCGUCAUCGUCAAAACCGUCGCUGUCGCGCUGAAUCCCGUGGACUGGAAACACAUCCAUUUCGUCCCUAAAACCGAGGGUUGCACCGUUGGAUCCGACUUUGCGGGUGUGGUACGGAAAGUGGGUGCAAAUGUCUCGACGUUCAGACCUGGCGAUCGCGUAGCUGGAUGGACGCACGGAGGCAAUGUCAGUAAUCAUGAAGACGGGUCCUUCGCUGACUAUGUCUUGGCGAAAGAAGGGGUUAUGCUUAAGAUUCCAGAUGGUGUGAGCUUCACAGAGGCCGCAACAUUGGGGGUUGGCAUAUCAACGGUUUGCCAAGGUCUAUAUCAGUCCCUUUCCGUACCACUACCGAAUGAGCCACUCCAAGAGCGCCUGCCCUUGCUCGUAUAUGGUGGAAGCACUGCGACUGGUACACUAGCCAUCCAAUUUGCUAAGAUGUCCGGCCUCGACGUUAUUACAACAUGCUCCCCGCAACAUCAUAGCAUGGUCGAAUCACUAGGUGCUAAGGCAGUAUUCGACUACAAGUCACCCACUGUCGGUAAACGUAUACGUACAUAUACGGACAACAAAUUGUACCACGCCUUUGACUGCAUCUCCACUGACGCAUCUGCACGCAUCUGCGCCGACGCGCUCUCUGAUGACGUGGCAGUGAAGACUCCCAUAUACAGCUCCGUUCUAUACUGUGCAUUUCCACGCCAGGACGUUCAUGUAAAUGUCACAGUGGCCCAUACUAUCUUUGGAAAAUCCUUCUUCAAGCCUGGACUGGGGCCCGAGGACUUCCCUGCCAGCGACGAGGACUACGAGUUUGGCAAAAGGUUCUGGCAGAUUAGUGAGAAGCUCUUAGCGGAAGGCAAGUUCAAAGUACAUCCUCCUGAUGCUAGAGCUGGCGGACUUGAGGCUGUAUUGGAAGGUCUGAACGAAAUUAUGCGCGGCGAGGUCAGUGGGAAAAAGUUGGUGUUCAUGUUGUCUUCAGCUGGGCAGGAUGGCGUCACGAAAUCAUAGACAUGGAAAAUUGUUGCGGCAAACGUAGCCGCUGUACAUCGAUGGAAAACUGCGCUGAGUUGCUUGCUAGCUAGGAGGCGACCAUAUAUACAUGCCCUGAGACGUGCUAGUCCAAGGUAGUCAACAGAGGUGACGAUC
Molecule: messenger RNA, 1288 nt
Organism: Didymella exigua CBS 183.55
Lineage: Eukaryota; Fungi; Ascomycota; Dothideomycetes; Pleosporales; Didymellaceae
Product: putative zinc-binding oxidoreductase ToxD
Exons: 2
Coding region: 74-1150 (358 amino acids)
Molecular function (GO): oxidoreductase activity, acting on NAD(P)H
Source: RefSeq, a predicted model, not a curated record